GCGUGUGUGUGCGCGCGCGCGUGUUAAUGUGUAACUCUAUCCUUCAGCAGUGUGUGGACUUCCGGGAUGACAUCAUCGUUACGACUGUAAUGUUUACUCUUGUAGUCAUGAGACGCAUGCACACGCAGACGUAAGCGGAGCAGAUCCAAGCAGCGGUGCUGUGCGACAGGUAUCUUCACUGACCUCUGAACGUGCUGGUCCAUGGGGCGCUUGAAAGGUGAAAGUUCAACACUCGGACGGCGAGAAGUCUACCGGGGGGAUGAUGGGAACGCUUUUGAGUCUGUGUCAUCGCCGUCCUCAAAAGAUGGAGCCCAUUCGGAUUUCCCGGAUUAUUUCUCCCGCUCGCAUCUGGAAGUAAAUGUCGUCUUGCACCAGGAGAUUCUCACCGUGAAUUAGUGAGCGCCCACAAGUCGUUGAAAUCCGCGCCGAGUGGGCGAUGCUCAAAAUGGCCGCCUGGACGACACAGAGUUGAGACGCGGGCGCUCCGUCAUGUCCUGGAAAAGGAACUACUUUGCGGCGGGCGGCGGCGUUAAUGGUGGUGGUGGUGGUGGCGGCGCAGGCGUGGCGGGGCUGGCAGGAGGAGGAGGAGGCGGCGGCGGCGCUGGCGGCGGGCUGGCCGGGAUGGCGGCCAUGCUGACGCCUCGCACUGUGACCUCCAUCGCGCCCAGUAAAGGACUGAGCAACGAGCCGGGACAGAACAGCUGCUUCCUCAAUAGCGCCCUGCAGGUCCUGUGGCACUUGGACAUUUUCCGCCGCAGCUUCAGACAGCUGACGUCUCACAAGUGCAUGGAGGACUCGUGCAUCUUCUGCGCUCUGAAGGUGAAGACCGAAUGCGCUCGCGCCCGACAACCACGACCGCCUAAAAACUCUUCAGACAGCUGA
Hippocampus comes (tiger tail seahorse) is the source of this 882-nucleotide messenger RNA. Its product is annotated as inactive ubiquitin carboxyl-terminal hydrolase 54-like. The record is from RefSeq and is a predicted model, not a curated record. The coding region runs from base 490 to 882 and encodes 130 amino acids. Lineage: Eukaryota; Metazoa; Chordata; Actinopteri; Syngnathiformes; Syngnathidae. The transcript is spliced from 4 exons.